AUGCUUCUGAAAGACGUCAGGCGCCUGGUGCUCUUUGUUUGUUUUGUCACUGUCGUACUCUAUAUUCAUUUCAGCCUCUACGGCGACCCAAUUGGCAUUUUGACGAAGUGGAACGACUUGCGCCAGCUUACGCCGGCAAACUCGUACGGGGAUAAUGACCUCAGUCAGCCGCAGGAGCAGGCAACACUGUCGACUUCUGGUUCAGAUCCCUCAAGUAUCCCAGGUGAUGUUGUAGUGGCAUCAUCUACAAGUGAUGAUGCAACGGAUGCCUCGGCCGGCCGUGGCUCCGUUUCUGGGAAUAUCGACGAAUUCUACAACGAGAUCUUCUCGUUAUCUACCAAGGACAGGAAAUUCUUCUUGAUUGAUUUCAAGGGAAUGCAGGCCACGAACCCCAACAUCAUCCCGCACCCGAAAUUGAAGGACAUCUGGGUCGUUGUGGCUCAGCAGGUGCAGGAGAUGCAGUCCAAUCGAUACAUCGAACUCGUUUGUCACGCGGUCUUCCGUGAUGGUGGUCUGCAGUGUCUGCAUCUACCCGCCACUCUACCCAUCGCCGCUACAACCGGCCAUCAAUGCAAGGGCGACCUGUCAUACUUUGAUCUCAGCAUCGGCCCGCACGACGCCCGCGUCUUCCUCGGGCCGGAGAAGCCCUACGUGGUGUACGGGUCCAACUCGAUGUCCACUUGCUUCGGUCAAUUUAUUCAGGACUUCUGCGCUCUUAUGGACUGGAGGUUCGACAUGGCCGGUCCAAUCAAUUUCCGUACAGGCACAGAGCUACAGCGACCGCCACCAUGGGGCAGAAUCGAGAAGAACUGGUUUGUGUUCUGGGAUAUUGCCGGUCAGAUGUACGGCCAUUACGAUAUUACACCCAAGCGUGUUUUUGCCCAAAUUGGCAUAGACGGUUCCGUAGGACCUGAUCUAGCACCUCUCGCAGCAGCCUCGGACGAGAAGUGCUUGGCCAGGUACAUGCCGCAGCUGGUGCCAGAUUUCGAGUCCAUUCACCAAGCGACCAACUCACUACAGAUCACAUUGUGCUGGCGUGCAGACCCGUUGUGCAUCCCCGACGAGAAUAACACCUUCCUCUUCACCAUUUACCAACACAAGACUUAUUACAACUACCACAGCGUGUACGAGCCGUACGUCAUGGUUUUCCAUCAGCGAAUACCAUUCCAGAUCCACGCUUUGUCACGCCGGCCCAUAUGGAUCCACGGACGCCAGCGGUAUCCGGACCGCGCUACCUCUGACAUGUUCUAUGUCACCUCGAUGAGUUGGAAGAAUCAGGAGCAGCGGUAUCACGGGUACUUGGAUGAUGAGCUUUUUCUUGCCUUUGGAAUCGAGGACGGGAGCGCUGCCGGGAUUGACCUGCAGGCAGGCGAUCUGAUGGGGGACCUAGGGUUAUGUAGCGAUAUUUAUAAGUGA
Ilyonectria robusta is the source of this 1416-nucleotide messenger RNA. RefSeq lists its product as uncharacterized. The coding region runs from base 1 to 1416 and encodes 471 amino acids. The transcript has a single exon. The record is from RefSeq and is a predicted model, not a curated record. Lineage: Eukaryota; Fungi; Ascomycota; Sordariomycetes; Hypocreales; Nectriaceae.